Sorghum bicolor (sorghum) is the source of this 4111-nucleotide messenger RNA. RefSeq names its product C2 and GRAM domain-containing protein At1g03370. NCBI's taxonomy places the organism in Eukaryota, Viridiplantae, Streptophyta, Magnoliopsida, Poales, Poaceae. The transcript has 9 exons. Bases 558 to 3662 code for a protein of 1034 amino acids. The record is from RefSeq and is a predicted model, not a curated record.
UGACGGUUCGUUUGAAAGUCAGCAGGCGACGAACGCGACGCGGGGUGGACUCGCCCCGUCUCCGUCUCCUCCUUCCGCCCGCACCCCCUCUUCUCCCUCCCUCCCUCCCUCCAUCGAAUCCAGGCCUUCAUUGCCCUGACCCGAACCUCCCAUCCACCACCACCUCCUCCUCCUCCCAGCGAGUCAAUCGCCCUCAACACACGCGGUUCGUUCUUACUGUUUUCCCGGGAGGGAGGCCUUUCGUGUGUGUGUGUAUGUGUUUGCGCUGGCUGCUGCUGCUGCCUCUUCAAGUCGUCUUCUUGCACGCCCUUCUCUUCUCUCCCGUAUUCCUUCUCCCUCCUUGGACCCCGGCUGCUGCUGCUGCCCUCAACACACGCGGUUCGUUCUUGCGACAAGAAGAGAAGACGAGAAAGGAAACCUGAGAGAGUCGCGGCUUCUCGGAUUGCUUCGGUUCCAUUUUGAUUCGAUUGGAGGAUACAUACGGACGCCCCCCAAAUCGAAUCGAAUUUCUUGGCAACAGUAACAGUACACACAAACUAGAUUCUCGAUUCGUCCCAAUGAGGCUGGUGGUGCGCGUCAUCGAGGCGCGGGGCCUCCCGCCCACGGACGCCGACGGGACGCGGGACGCCUACGCCAAGGCGCAGCUCGGCAAGCAGCGGGCCAAGACCAAGGUGGUGCGCAAGACGCUCUGCCCCGCCUGGGACGACGAGUUCGCCUUCCGGGUCGGGGACCUCAGGGACAACCUCCUCGUCUCCGUGCUUCACGAGGACCGCUACUUCGCCGACGACGUCCUCGGCCAGGUCAAGGUGCCCCUCACCGCCGUGCUCGACGCCGAAAACCGCACGCUCGGGACGCAGUGGUACCAGCUGCAGCCCAAGAGCAAGAAGUCCAAGCUCAAGGAUUGCGGAGAAAUUCGUCUCAAUGUUUCUCUGGCUCAAAACUACUCUGAAGACACGGGGACUAUUGCACAUUGGGCCUCUGAUGACCUUGCAUCAAAUUCAGACAAAUCAACUGAAUUGGUGAAAGGAUCUUCUUUGCCGAAUAUUCCUAUUGAAGUAUCCACAGCAGUACCAGAGAUCGAUGAGAUAGAAGUGGCCAAGGAGGAUAAAUCAAGCGCUGCUCCAUCAUUUGUCAACAAGCUAUAUCAAAUGUUUAAUAGUAAACCAAAAGAUGCAGAGGCUUCUGCUCCACCUCCCUCCAAGCUGAACGACGCUUCAGAUAUUACGGAAGAAACGCUGUCAACCACCUCUGAAGCUCCCGAGAAGCAGGAUCAUGAUGCCAGUGCAACUAUAACCUUUGAUGAGCUACUGAAGUCCUUCAGUUCUCAGCAUGAGGGGAAAGAAAUGCCUGAAAAUUUGUCAGGUGGAGUUGUUCUUGAUCAAGUUUAUGCUGUUGCACCGAGUGACUUGAACACACUUCUUUUCUCUCCAAGUUCAGACUUUCUGCAAUCAUUUGCAGAGAUGCAAGGAACUACAGGUCUUGAAGUUCAGCAAUGGCGACUUGAAAAUGAUGGUGAAAUCCUGAGGAGGGUGGUAAGCUACACAAAAGCUCCUACUAAACUAGUUAAGGCCGUGAAAGCAACAGAGGACAUGACAUAUUUGAAGGCAGAUGGAGAGAUGUUUGCAGUUUUUGCAGAUGUUAGUACUCCUGAUGUUCCAUUUGGCAAUACUUUCAGAGUGGAGGUUUUGACCUGUAUAUUGCCAGGACCUGAAUUACCAGAUGACGAAAAAUCUUCACGUCUUAUGGUCUCUUGGCGCAUAAAUUUUGUCCAAAGUACCAUGAUGAAGAGCAUGAUUGAAAGUGGAGCAAAACAAGGCUUCAAGGAUAACUACAUUCAGUUCUCUGAGCUGCUGGCUAAAUAUUUUAGGCCGGUUGAUGCAAAAGAUACAACAGCUAGUAAUGAAGUGCUUUCUUCUGUGCAACCAGAGCAAGAAUCGGACUGGAAGCUAGCAUUUAGAAUAUUUGGAAAUUUCGCACUUUUGUCCUCAGUUUUUGCGUUUGUUUAUGUUUCUGCCCACAUCAUCCUUGCCAGCCCUAGUAUAAUUCAAGGUCUUGAGUUCCCGGGGCUGGACUUGCCAGAUUCUGCUGGUGAAGUUGUAGUUUGUGGAGUUCUUGUUCUACAAGGAAAGCGUGUGCUAAAUAUGAUUGCACGAUUUAUCCAGGCGAAGAGGAAGAGAGGUGAUCAUGGAGUCAAAGCACAAGGGAAUGGCUGGUUGCUGACUGUUGCUCUGAUGGAGGGAACCAACUUGGCAGCUACCAAAUCAUCUGGUUACUCUGAUCCAUAUGUUGUAUUUACAUGCAAUGGGAAGACAAAGACAAGUUCGAUUAAGUUUCAUACCCUUGAGCCUCAGUGGAAUGAAAUUUUUGAAUUUGAUGCCAUGGAAGAUCCCCCAUCAGUGAUGGAAAUACAUGUGUAUGAUUUCGAUGGACCCUUCGACGAAGUUGCCUCCCUUGGUCAUGCUGAAGUGAAUUUCUUGAAAUAUAAUAAUAUAUCCGAGCUUGCUGACAUUUGGAUUCCUCUGAAAGGAAAGCUGGCUCAAGCAUGUCAGUCAAAAUUGCAUCUAAGAAUCUUCUUAAACAAUACAAGGGGUAAUGAAGUUGUGAAGGAUUACCUGGACAAAAUGGAGAAAGAAGUUGGCAAAAAGAUUGCUAUGAGGUCUCCUCACACAAACUUAGCAUUCCAGAAAAUCUUUUCUUUGCCACCAGAUGAAUUUCUUAUCAAUGAUUUUACUUGUCACUUAAAGAGGAAAAUGCUAACACAGGGUCGUCUUUUUCUAUCUCCAAGAAUAUUUGGGUUUUACACAAAUCUUUUUGGCCACAAAACAAAAUUCUUCUUUCUUUGGGAAGAUAUUGAAGACAUCCUACUGGUCCCUGCGACAUUAUCUUCAAUGGGAAGUCCAUCUCUGGUGAUUAUUCUUCGGAAGGGCAGAGGAAUGGAUGCAAAGCAUGGAGCAAAGCAACUGGAUAGUGAAGGGAGACUAAAGUUUCAUUUCCAGUCUUUUGUCUCAUUCAGUGUGGCGCAUAAAACAAUAAUGGCACUGUGGAAGGCAAGGUCCUUGACCCCUGAACAAAAGGUACAGCUUGUAGAAGAGGAAUCAGAAACAGAAGACUUCCAAAAUGAGGAAGGAGAAUCUUUCUUAGGGAUAGAGGAUGCCAAAAUGUCAGGAGUGUUUUCAUCCACAAAACCUUUUGAUGUAUCAACACUCAUGGGCAUAUUUGAGGGUGGUCCAUUGGAGUGCCGGGUGAUGGAGAAAGUUGGCUGCAUGGAUUACUCUGUUACAGAAUGGGAACCUGUCAGAGCUGAUAUUUACCAGAGGCAAGUUCAUUAUAAGUUUGACAAGAAAUCAGCACGGCAUGGAGGAGAAGCAAUGAGCACCCAGCAGAAGUCCCCUUUGCCUAAUAAGAAUGGCUGGCUUGUUGAAGAAGUGAUGACACUUGAAGGUAUCCCUGUUGGUGAAUGUUUCAAUCUCCAUAUUCGAUACCAACUGGAGAACAACGCAUCCAAGCAGAAGACUUGCACUAUCCAGGUAUCUAUUGGCAUAGUAUGGUUGAAGAGCUGCAAGAACCGAAAGAAGAUCACGCAGGAUGUAGCAACCAGUGCAUCUUCUCGCCUCAAGAAGAUAUUUAGCCAACUUGAGAAGGAAUCUAUACCAGCAAAGUAGGAAGCUUGUUUUUGUCUGCGUCCUGCUUUUGCUGCUGCACAUAUGCUAGCACUAUGUUUGUUCUUGCGCGUCCUGCUGCCCAUGCUGAGCAGAGAUCAGUGGCAUAAUGAGAAGUUGCAGCACACGGCAAAGCCCUCAAGAAGAUUUUAUAAAGCAACACAAAGCAAGGGCCUCAUUGCAAGAUUUUAGAUUAGAUAACUUUUAACUAACUGUAGAGCCUGGCAUGUGGUUUAGCUAACCAUGUAUACAUAAUGUUCAAGCAUUGUUCUGACUUCUACAAAAGUUAAGAGGAUCUGAUUUUUUUUUUUUUGAAACAUAGGAUCUGAAAUUCUGAAUCUUGUCUGCACCCUUUAGUUAGAUUGGAAGGAAAGGUAGCUUCCAUGGUCACAGAAAAAUAACUGUUAAGAUAGCUUCCAUGGUCACAGGAAAAUUACUGUUCUUUUCUUGCA